Amphibalanus amphitrite is the source of this 910-nucleotide messenger RNA. Its product is annotated as sarcoplasmic calcium-binding protein 1-like. The coding region runs from base 124 to 534 and encodes 136 amino acids. Gene Ontology annotation, molecular function: calcium ion binding. The transcript is spliced from 5 exons. The record is from RefSeq and is a predicted model, not a curated record. NCBI's taxonomy places the organism in Eukaryota, Metazoa, Arthropoda, Thecostraca, Balanomorpha, Balanidae.
UCAGAUAUCGACAACAAUGGGUACUUGGACAAGAAUGACUUCGAGUGCUUGGCAGUGCGGACAACCGUUAUUGAAAGCAAAGGAGACUUCACACAGGAAAAGUACGAGCAAAAUCGCAAAGUCAUGCAAAAUCUGUGGAACGAAAUUGCAGACCUCGCUGACUUCAACAAGGACGGACAGGUGUCUGUCGACGAGUUCAAGAGCGCUGUCAAAAACGCCUGCGUCGGAAAGCCGUUCGAAGACUUCCCGUCGGCACUUAAAGCGUUUAUCUCGUCUCACUUUAGCACAGUGGACGUGAACGGUGACGGUCUGAUUGGCAUCGAGGAGUACAGGGUGGACUGCUGCAGUCGACAGGCCUACAGCGAGCUUACCGAGCUCGAUCAGGGAUACGAGAAACUCUGCAGCCCGGAGGACAAGAAGAAGGGCGGCAUCGACAUCAAGCGCUUCCAGGAGCUGUACGCCCAGUUCAUCGGCAACCCAGACGAGACGAUCGGCGCCGUCUACCUGUUCGGGCCGCUGCAGGAGCUCAGCUAAGCUGCCGGAGCUCGGCAUGAGCUGAACUGCCGUCACGAACUGCGCCGGGAGCCGGACUCCGCCGCGCCCGCCGAGCUGACUGUCCGUCGGACCGCGAGCCGCCGCGCCGCGCCACGCCGCGCCCCUGCUCUGACCCCGCCUCUGACCCGUGUGUGCCCGCGGCGCCCCGCGCUGCAGGCCGGUGCAGACGAGCCGGCGGGUCCUGGGACCAGCGGCGCGGGCCAGGCGCCACCACACCGGCGCGGCACUCAGACGGCGCUUUAUGUGGCUCUUUGUGAAAACGAUGUUUCUACCGUACUCUCAUUAGGCCAAUUGGUUUAUGUGCGUACGUCAGUGUUGAUUGUUAAUGCCAUAAAAUAAAAUUCACCCAAAUUCA